GUUUCAUUUCAGUCCUCCUUGGCUUCUCAAUCCUUGAGCCAGUCAACUCGCCUAGCCUCUCCAUGCGAUCCUCUUCAGCACUCUGCCUCGAGCCUUGACGCGCUUUGUCGCCGUCAGGCCUCAUCAUCUCGCGCAAACGCGAUGUCGAUCCCUCAGGUCCAGGUAGAUGAAAUCGAAGCACUUUCCUCCAUCCUCGCAGACGACUUUGUCCCAGGCCAACUGGUGAAAAAGUCAGCAUGGGCCGCUGGUCAGACCGCAACUCAACAGCCCUUCUUUGUGAUCACUCUGCGGCCUGACGAUGAUACAUUCAAGCAUCUCGACGUCUGGGUCAAGAUUGAGGUUAGACUUCCUAAGCGAUAUCCAGCAAUUGCAUUGAUCCUCACCUGCCCGACGACGGUGAAGGAGGCAACCAGCCACCAUGUCACAGAGGCACAUCUCGUCGCCCUUGAGAAAGCGCUGAGAGCCAAAGUCAGCGAGCUUGCAGCAACAGGAGAGGAGGCAAUGUGGGAAGUCUACUCGUGCGGAGCAGAGCUGUUAUCUCGCAACAAUGCAGUCCGCGAGCAGCAGCAGCAAGAGAAAAAGAAGCAGGAAAAGCAGAGGCAGUCGGACAUGGUGCUCAGUUUCGAAGAACAGAAGCGCCAGAGAGAUCAAGAGGGCGCAAAGGCAAAGGAGAAGGAGCUUCAUCUGCAGCAAGAGGCUGAGCGGAAGAGCACCGCCGAGAAGGCGUCGUCUCUCGCCAAGGCCAUGGAGGAAAGGGAGCAGGCCAUCAAGGCUGAGCGAGCGCGACGCAGAGUGGGUUUCCAAGACGAAGACCAGGUCGACAAGGAGAGCGUCCAAACUGCUCCGCGAUCGCCUGGCUUCCCCCGCUCAGACACCAUUCACCUAGCCACUCCCUUUGAAGCAGCCCUCAAGUCGCCGCCAGUACCAUCGCCCUCGAUGAUAUCCACUCGCACAAACCUCAACAUCUUGUCCUUCGACCCACCACUGCAGCUUGAUGGAGAUCAAGGCGUCGUCCGCCAUUUCGACAUCUCACCCGCCCUCGGCCCACUUCGAGGACUCGUCAGCAGCCAUCUCGCAAUCCCCGCCCAAAGCUCGGCGCUUCCUCGCCUCCUCUCUCAACUACGCAUCACCUCGCCGUAUUUCUCUACCUCGAGAGGGCGUAGAAAGCUUGCUGGGCUCGAGAGAGAACUGCAAGCGCUGUCGCAAGUCCGGCACUCGACCAUUCGCUCCCUCGAGGGAUUCCAACUAAGUCGCGUAGAGAAGCAUAUUGCUGAAGGGUCAAUUGCGGGCUUUACGUGGGACAAUGCAGAUGGGGAGUCCUUCUUGCUCUCUCUCGUCGAGGCUCCUUCACCGCCAGAUGCCCACGAGUCGAAGCUGCAAUCGCUGCUAGCCCUCCAGUCGUUGGCUACCUCGAAGAUGCUUCAGGUGGCUGCGGAUCUCCUCUCGGCAGUAUCGCAUUUGCAUUCGCGCGGCCUACUUCUCAAAGACCUGCCCCUUGAGCGAGUGUGCGUCCGCCCUCAGACAACGCUCAUCGACAGCGUCUGGAUGGGCAGCGUCUUAGAGCUCCACCGCGCCAACCCUCUGCAAGAACAGCAAGAAGUGCAAGAGCCUUGGAGCGAGGGGUGGGCAACGCCUGAACUCAAAUCUGAAGCGCGUCACACUCGGAAAGGGGACGCAUUUGCCGUCGGCCGUAUUCUCCUGCUUUGCCUCCUCGGGCCAAGCGCCGCCGACUUCAACGAUCCCUGGACGGCCCUCACAGCUAUCGAAAAGUCAUUCGACACCGAUGCCACUUUCAAUCUGCUGUCCAAGCUUCUCGAGCGAUCUCCAAAGAGACGCAUUCUUCCUGCCGAUGCCCUAGCUCACCUCGAGUCCACCGUAGACGAAAGGACACGUGCUGGAAAAGCAGGGCCGAUCCCAGACUCUCGUCUCGGAAUAGGAGCGCCUCCUGCCGCUUCCACUAAGAGCCCAGCGACUAUCAGGGAUACUUCACCUCCCGCUUCACGCCAAGCUUCGCAGCUCUCCAAGGCUUUCUUCUCCUCAGCUCAGCUACAGCAGCCGGCUGGUCCAUCACCAUCUCGCUUUUUGAGCGACUUUGUUCCGCUCUCUGUUCUGGGCAAAGGAGCAUUCGGCGUCGUCAGCAAGGUCAAGAAUCGCCUCGACGGCGGCGUCUACGCUGUCAAGAAGAUCCGUCUCGAUGGAGGAGAGGAGCAAGGCGAGGAGAAGACGCUCAGGGAGAUAGGUGCUCUUGCCCGAGUGAACCACCCUCACGUCACUCGCUACUACGCUGCGUGGAUCGAGGAGAUGCACACCGAAGAGGCGCAGGCAGAUGGCUUUUCAGACCUGGCGACGAGCGCGACGCCUACGACGUCGAACGAAGAGCGAACGGACGGCUCAACACCGACGCACAAAACUCAAGCUCACAGCUUCUCAUUGUCAUUUGGUCCUCCGAAAGAUUCGGACUUCGAUGAUGCAGCGCGGGCCGAAGAAGAAGACUUUCUCAGCCAUGUCGGCUUUGCAGCGGAUGAUGAGAGCGAGGCAGAAGAUGCAUCGACAUCAAGCAGCGAUGAAAUCGACAGUAAUGACGACGACCAGAGCGGUAGCGGCGAUGCCUUCAAUCAGAACGGCCUCGUCGCCACGCAACGAGCAAUGCGGUCAAGAGGCAGCGGCAAGAGCAAGAGUCACGCGGUGAGCCGAGCGGCAAGUCAAAGUUCGCAGCGACGCAGUAUGUCAAGACCUUCAGUUGCACCUCGCAAGCCACGAUGGCUGUACAUCCAGAUGGAACUCGUCGAUGAUCUGACGCUACGAGAGGUCAUCGAGAGAGGUCCAAUGAGCAUGGACGACUGCUGGCGCUUUCUCAGACAAAUCCUCAAUGCACUCGUCCACAUUCACAAUCUAGGCAUUGUUCACCGCGAUCUCAAGCCGUCAAAUAUUCUGAUGUCAGGCGCAGACAUCAAGAUUGGCGACUUCGGUCUCGCCACCACCCUCGAGACCGUGCCGACCGCUGCAGCUGGGGGCGAAGCCUCCCUGUCUAACUCUGGUUUCCUUCCUCCCCUACCGCAAGACUCGUCAGGCCGAGCUCUUAUUGACAGCGAGGACAUGACGGGCGAAGUAGGCACAGCCCUCUACGCUGCACCGGAGAUUGUCAAGCAACGCGGUGCUCGCUACGGGUACAAGGUCGACAUGUACUCCCUCGGCAUCAUCGUCUUCGAGAUGGUCGCGUCUGGGCGCAUCUACUCGACGGGCAUGGAGAGAGUGCUGAGACUGAGAGCUCUGCGUCAGCCUUCCGUCGAGUUCCCGCCUUCGUGGCCAACGACGCUCAGCAAGGAGCGCGACGUCGUCAAGUGGCUCUGCACACAUUCGCCGGAAGAGCGACCCAGUCCCUUGGGGCUGCUGCAGAGCGAGCUACUCCCGCCGAGGCUGGAGGACGAGUCAGUGCAGGAGACAUUGCGCCUCGUCACAGAUCCGUCAUCAGUGUAUCACCUUCAGCUACUUGACUCGCUCUUCGCCUCGAAACCGUCACGAGACGAGGAGAUUCGCGAUGCUACCUUCGACGCAGGCUCGCAGAGGGAGACGCUUGCGGAUCCGAGAGAAGCCGUCGUCAUGGACUGGCUGCGCACUGUAUUCGUCAGGCGGGGCGCUAUCGAGCUCACACCUCCGCUUUUGAUGCCAUCCAAGAGCGGCCUGUACUCGAGCAAGGACGGCGGCAAUCCGGUCUCGCUUCUCGACUCGACUGGUCAAGUCGUGCAUCUCCCACGCGACCACCUCGUCCCAUUUGCUCGUGCCGUCGCUCGAGCGCAGUACCCUCGACUCAAGCGCUACUGCAUCGGACCGGUGUACCGCGAGAGUCUGCUUGCCGGCGGUCAGCCCAUGGCUAUCAUGGCCGCCAAUCUGGACAUCGUCACGGGCGCCGACAUUCCUAUGCCUCCAGCAGCCGAGGGAGAGUGUCUUGCUUGUUUGGAGGAAGUCCUCAGCGAAGUGCCCGGCUUCAAAAAUGAUUGGGUCAUCCUGGUCAAUCAUGGGGUCAUCCUCGACUUGCUCCUCGAGCGAGUGCCGGUCAAUCAGCAAGCUUCCACGCUCGCAGCCCUCAUGACGCUCAGCUCAAGAGCAGGACCAGCAAGCAGCUCGCAUGCCGCUCGCACCAAGCUGACGCAGCAGCUCCAUCUUCCCAAGUCAAUCGUCGACGAGCUCGAGCUCUGCGCGUCAAUGUGCGAAGAUGUGGAGACGGUCCAUGCAAAGUUGGAUCGGGUGAUGCCAGUGGAUCAUCGUCCCACCCUGUCUCGAGCCGUUCAGGCCAUCAUUGAAGUGCGAGAAGCGGCGCGCAAGCUUGGCGUGCCCGCAGAGCGUCGCUUCCUCCUUUCGCCGAUGCUGAGCAACCACAGUCAGUACUUCAAGGGACAGGUCUUCUUUCAAGUCGCGCGGCCCACGGGGGGCAAGAAGAGACGUGGUCGAUGGGACGUCGUCGCAUCAGGAGGGCGCUACUCGAGCCUCAUCGCUCGAUUUGCAACGCCUCUGAGCGGCAACCCGCCGAAUGGCGUCGGCAUUCAGAUCGCCGUUUCGAAGCUCGUGCACGCCCUCGCAAAGGAUCAGGAGAUCAGCGAGCCUCGUCGUCCCCCUGACCUCUGGACGCCGCGACGAGCGGACGUCUACGUUCACUCUGCGCCAGGCAUGCUCGACACGCGCAUGGAGGUCACGCGCGAGCUUUGGGCGAAUGGCGUACGCGCAGACGUCAGUUACGAGGAUGACGCAGGGCAGGAGUCGAUGCUCAUGGUAGCUGCGCGAUGCAAGGAGGAAGGCUUCUCUUUCCUAGUCUACGCGGCAAGGUCGAUCAAGGUGCGAAGCUUGUGGACCAAGAUGGCCGACGUCGAGUUUCAAUCCACCCUAGACUUGAUGCCGUGGCUGCUGGAACAUCUUGCUAGGCUGCUGGGUGGUGGUGCGGGUGGCACAUACGAUGCGUUGGCUGCUGCUGAGCCGCAGUUGCAGAGUGGAGGCGUGGGUCAGGCAGGUGGCGUGGGCACGGGAGCCUCUGGGCAGGCAGGGAUGGGCGGCGCAGCUACCAGCGGAGUCAGCAAUGCUGCGCUUGCACUGGGAGGAGAGGGAGGAGGUAGCAGCGCCACAGGCACGAGUCUCAGCGCGAAUACAGGCUCACUUGCUGGCGGUAGCGCCAUGAUGGAGACCCAAGUCGUGCUGCCCGUCCACGCCUCAACGCGCCAAAAGGACAAGUCAGACCGCGGAGCGAACGCGGAUCGUCGCGUCAAGCUGUCCACGAAUCACCCUGUCAUCCACUCAGCAACUCGUGAAGCCCACCGCCUCGCGGGCGCGAUCUCUAGCGGUGAGAUUCCCGUCAUUGCGGUCGAUCUGCGCGGGGAUGCCUUUGAUGGCCUUUGCUCGGCGGCCAUGGCCAAGGAUACGGCGAGGCGGGAUGUGGCGUGGAGAGGGUUCUUUGAUACAUUGAGCAGUGGAGAGGAGAGGGAGUAUGCGAAGAACAUCAGGAGUCAUAUUGAACGGAGCACAAGCGGAGGAAGUGCCGGAGGGCAGGUCAUGCUCUUCUCCAUCAGAGAGAAGAGGAGCGCCAUCGUUGGGACGACGCCAGCCGGGAGGUGAGCGAGCGAGCGAGCGACCUCAGAUGGAUACCGGGACGUGUACGCAGAGCAUCACAUCCAAUCAGCAAUCAUUGCCCUCGUCGCGUCGACGGAGCAUAUCUGCAAAAUAGAGACCUAUGAUCAGGA
Jaminaea rosea is the source of this 5726-nucleotide messenger RNA. RefSeq lists its product as hypothetical. NCBI's taxonomy places the organism in Eukaryota, Fungi, Basidiomycota, Exobasidiomycetes, Microstromatales. Gene Ontology annotation, molecular function: protein binding; ATP binding; eukaryotic translation initiation factor 2alpha kinase activity. Gene Ontology annotation, biological process: DNA damage checkpoint signaling; regulation of translational initiation by eIF2 alpha phosphorylation. The record is from RefSeq and is a predicted model, not a curated record. The transcript has a single exon. The coding region runs from base 142 to 5601 and encodes 1819 amino acids. Gene Ontology annotation, cellular component: cytosol.